Molecule: messenger RNA, 2483 nt
Organism: Centropristis striata (black sea bass)
Lineage: Eukaryota; Metazoa; Chordata; Actinopteri; Perciformes; Serranidae
Gene: tmem234
Product: transmembrane protein 234
Exons: 5
Coding region: 296-730 (144 amino acids)
Source: RefSeq, a predicted model, not a curated record
UCUCUGGUACUACAGCGCUGGAAAAGCACCAAGACGCAUUCAAGACCACAAGAAAUGUUGUAAAAUGUUUCAGACUGUCGUCACUAAACCCUGCGGUGCUUUACCUAACUCAUUGUAAUGAGAAAUGAGACCAUAUACAUAUAUAAACUUAGAUGUAAAUAUGUAUAUAUGUCUCAGUAUGAGACAACAAUCAUGUAUCAUCAGGCUUCAAACUGUUUAUUAAUGUCGCCGUUUAGUAACGUCCGCUAACAGCCGGAGCUGGGAGUCCUGAACGCGUCUGUUCUGACUGUUUAUCAUGGUGACUGUUGUGGAGCUGCUGAGCCUCCUGCUGGUGUCGGUGUUGUGGGGCUGCACCAACCCGUUCCUGAAGAGAGGAACCGAAGGAAUAGAGACGGUUCAACACAGGAACAGAGUCCUCCAGCUGCUGGCAGAGAUCAGGUUCCUGGUCCUCAACCUCAAGUACCUGGUGCCGUUCCUCCUGAACCAGAGCGGAUCUUUAGUCUACUACUACACACUGUCCACCACAGAGAUGUCUCUAGCCGUCCCAGUGGCCAACUCUCUGUCCUUCCUCUGCACUCUAGUCACUGGGAAGCUACUGGGAGAAAAGAUCGGAGGGAAACGAGCUGUGUUGGGGAUGUUCCUCACCAUGUCUGGCAUCACUCUGUGUGUGAUCAGCUCCAUUAAUGACACAGAGACCAAGAACCAGAGUCUGAGUCAGGCUGCCAGCUGACCAACAACAUUAAACACUGUAAAUCAUCAGUGACCUGAUGAUUAUUUGGUUUGGAAAAAAAUGACAGAAAAAUGAGUUAGAAAAGCAGAAAAAAUAGAUAGAAAAACUAAGUCAGAACAUGCUUAUUUCUAGAUUUAAUAAAAAAACAGAAAAGAUGAGUCAGAAAAACAGAAAAAAACGUCAGAAAAACUGUGAAAAAAAUUGUCAGAAAAGCAAAAAAAAAAUGAGACAGUAAAACAGAAAAAAAUGAGUCAAAACAUGCUUAUUUCUAGAUUUAAUAAUCUUAAUUUAAUAAAUCUUGUCAAAGUAAAUUAUCUGUCCAUGCAGCAAGAUCAUUUCCCUCAGAUUUACUGUUUUACCUGGUUUUUAAACACCUUUUAUCAGUAGUUUAUGCAGCAGGACCAGAGGAGCAGGUUCAGGUCCAGACAGCAGCAUCUCUGGAGGGAGAAUGGUUCCUAAUGAAGCUCAGAGGUCCUCAUAGAAACCGUCCAGAGACUCUGCCACCAGGCUUAAGGCUGCUGGUUCAUGCAGAGUUCACCAGACCAGAUUUAUGACGCUCCUAUAGAAGUUCCUGUUGUUAACUUUCCUUUAAGCUCUGCCGUCCCACCAUGAGACAGAGAAACCAUAGAGAUGAGGCUGCUGUCUGAACGGACCAGUUAGCUGGUCCUCCUGGUUUAUGGGGACGUUUUACUGCCAUCUGUCCUCUGAGAGAGACAGAGACUCAUAUUUAUUUAUCUCAGGAUAAAGAAGCUUUCAUUCACUUCUUGUCCUGCUGCCUUAGUAUCGGCAUGUUUUACUGAGUUAGAUCAACCACUGAAGCACUUUUCCUCCAGUUAAAUACAAAAAAUAUCCUGUUUAGAGCUGCAACAAUUAUUCUAUUAAUGGAACAAUAAUCGAUUAUUAAAUUAAUCAUCAACUAUUCUGAUAAUCCAAUAAUUGGUUUGAUCAGUUUUUUAAAGACAAUCAAUCCAAAUUCUGUGAUUUCAGCUUCUUCAAUGUGAAUAUUUCUGGUUUCUUUGUUCCUUUAUGACAAUAAACUGAAUAUCUCUUUGGUUUGUGGACAAAACAAGAGAUUUGAGGACAAAAUCUUGUGGUUUGGAAACACUCUGAUAUUUUUAGUCAUUUUGUCUUUUUUAGGUCAUCUUGUAUCUUUUUGGUGAUUUUUGGUGUCUUUUUUUAGUCAUUUUGUGUCUUUGUCUCUUUUUUGGGGAUUUUUUGUGUCUUUUUUUGUCAUUUUGUGUCUUUGUCUCUUUUUUGGGGAUUUUUUGUGUCUUUUUUUCGGUCAUUUUGUGUCUUUGUCUCUUUUUCGGGGAUUUUUUGUGUCAUUUUUUUUGUCAUUUUGUGUCUUUAUGUGUCUUUUUUCGGUCAUUUUGUGUCUUUUGAUGUCAUCUUGUGGUUUGGGAAACACUCAUUGAUAUUUUUAUACUUUUUUUUCAGCAAACAACUAGAUUAAUGGUUUAAAUAAUCAACAGAUUAAUCCAUAAUGAAAAUAAUCGUUAGUUGCAGCCCUAAAAAUUACCCAACAAAUGGAAAUUUCUGUAAAUGUCUGUGAUGUUUUUAUUUCCAUCAGUUUGGUGUAAACGAGCUUCAUCGUUUCACAGAUUUCAGGAAUAAGAGAAAUGUUUUUGUGAUAUAUUUUUAUUUAUUGUCACAGUAUUUAAUGGAUACAAAACACUGUAAAGAGACUUUAUGUUCAUCCGUCCAGCUUGUGAUGCUGCUCAUAUUUUAUUAAUAAAUUGUUGGCAAAACACGA